Messenger RNA from Caenorhabditis auriculariae, 18321 nucleotides. Lineage: Eukaryota; Metazoa; Nematoda; Chromadorea; Rhabditida; Rhabditidae. The record is from the annotation of a GenBank genome assembly.
AUGGGUGUUUCAGGAGUGCAAAUCACUGACAAUGCCCAGCUGUUCACGGUCGACCGGCACUUCGUUCGCCGAAGACGGAAACGCUCCGCAGCCGCCGAUACGGAGCCGCUGCGUUCGCGUACGCGACUGCGAGGAAUCGCCCGCGACUGCGGUCACGCCUGCCACCUGCGGCUGCGAUCCCACGACAGCGUCUACGUCGUCCACCUGCACCGUUGGAGCCAGAUCCCAGCUCCUCACAACAAGUGAGCAGCGAUAAAUGUUCCUAGAAUGAGGAAAUUCGCUUCAGAAGCCUGCCAGCCAUGCCGAACUCGGCAUACGCCCCGCUGGUGCUCUACUUGGACGCGGAAGACACGGUCAACGGUCGGAUGUCGCGAGCCUCCGCCGACUGCAUCUACCGGGCUCGCGUCGUCGGCGUUCACGAGCACAGCAUCGUCAAUCUCUGCGACUCCGACGAUGGACUGGUCAGUCAAUUCUGCUCUACAUUAAUGCUUUGAAACUUGAGGAAAUUCUGUAGGAAACCACAGUUCUGAGUGAUGCGUGUGUAGUGGGAAAGCAUUAAAAAAUGAUUUGAUUAUUUUUGUUGAUGCCGUCUCUAGAGAUUUUGAAAUACGAGAAAAUUGGUUUUAAAUCGAAGUUCUAAGUGAUGCGUGGGCAGUGCGAAAGUGACGCAAAAUGAUUUGGUUAUUCCUGAUGGCCGCAUAUGAAUGUGCUUCUAGUGAUUCAGACAUUUCGAGACAAAUAAAUCAACAAACUGAAGAAAAAGAAAAAUUUGAAAGUGAAAAUUCUUUAUGUUAAGCUUUCAGAAAAGCUCUUUCGAAAAACCUAGACAAAUUUUUGAGUUUGUAAACCCGAGUCCUAAUGUCUUUUUUUCAUUGAGAUUGCGAACUUACUCAUUUUUCUCAUCAAUUGCCUAAUUUUAGUGUUUUUCAAAAGAUUGGAGAUUUCAGAAUUGAUAGAGUUCAAGUUUUGGUUGAUUGAUAGACAUCCUUUUAAGAUUUUCGUAACAUUUCUCCAGCGGUCUUUUUCUUGAUGGAAACUAUUGUUCUCUUGCAAUAUUUACUGUUUACAAGAGAAGAAGAGAUAGAGAGCCGCCAGAUCAAAUAGAAGUCGACAGUCUUCAAAAAGUAUCUGUUGAUAUGAUUGGGGAAAAGAAACACAAGGGCGAGAAGCUGUUCGUUGUAGAUCAUCCAUCAAUUUCCUUCUGGACAUUUCUUACACUUUCCUGCGGGCAAAUCCACGCCAAUCCGUUUUUUUUGUGUGUUGUGUUGAGUAUAUAUAUUCUCUUUUGAAGGUGAUUGAUAGGUGGGGGAGGUGACGUUUGCAUAUGAUUCUUAAUAAAGUCCGACGAAGCUUCUGAUCGACUAAAGAAUCCUGAAAAAAGUAUAGCUGACCUCUUAGAAGUUCUUUCACCGGAAACUGAGAUUGGAAACACAUUUUCCCGCAAGGAAUGACGUUCAAGAACGAGAUGGUUUGCAACAUUUGAUCCUAUUUCUGCUCUGGAAGAUUUCACAUGUGUUUUUUGGACAAUCUCCGAUGUUCAAGCUAAAAACAAAGUAUAAUCAUCAGAUACCUUGAGCAAAAAGGUCGAAAGUUUGAAUCUUGAAACCGUUUUUCAGUUCAGAUUUGCUCCUUAAUCUCACUCAAGCAGUUUCAGAAAAUUAAAAAAAGUAUUUUUCAAGAUAAAAAUGUUUCAGAUGGUAAAAGAAGUAAGAGAAGCUCGUUUCAAAGCUUCUCUGAUCUGUUGAAGAUAUAGAAAAUCAUGAUAAGAAGCUGUCAUUGGGUUUCGGGAUUGAGACCAUAACUAUGUUUUCUCGACGAAACAAUUUUAACACUAUUUAGGUCUCCGUAGCUUCGAUGCCAACAUUUUGAGCGUUUAGACAAUGUUAAGAGAUUUGAAACGAACGACAAAUGGCAGAUCUAGGGAAAGUGGCUCUUCAGCUGAAGACGUCGCGUGUACAAACAGCCUCCAUCAUAAUUAUCGUCAUCAAACACUAGAAACAGCGAAUAAACAGUUAUCUCGCGAGCCCCUGAGCGGCGAGUAAAAACUGUUUGACCGACGUCGUGUCUGUGUUUGCAGACGAGUUUUAUUGCGCUGCUGGAUUAAAACUCGGAAAAAAGAAAAAUCGCGAAAGCUCCCGAAUUUCAUUCCCACGCAUCACGAACCCAAGGGUGUUGAUAAGCUCUCGAAAAAUAAAUGAUGACAAAAUUGCGUCAUCAGAAGUGACGUUGACUUUUUUGCAGUACGGUUUGCUCGCCCUCAAGGAAGGAGUACACACGGUGGAACCCAUCCAACAGUCAUCAUCCGCAGGUUUGUAACUGGCGCCCUUGGUUUGAGAUAGAACAGGAAUGAAUGUGCCAAUGAAGUCCUUAUGAGUACUUUUUGGUUUGAAAAGAAAACCGCAAAAAUAGCUACAAAAUACCAAAGAAGCUGUCAAAAUGUCCUGAAAAGGAGAGAGUGGUCUUUUUUUUUGAAUUUAUCGAGAACCCAAUAAAUCGGGGAAGUUUUUCGAAAUAUUACGUUGUGACAAUGUGUUCUGAAGCGUUAUCAGAAAGUUUUUUUAUACCUUUAAAUGGAAAUUUUCUCAUUUUCUCGCUUUAUUUUUGAACUCUCCUCUGUAACUUUUCAUCUCUAACCAUUUUCAUGACCAAAACUGUCCAAUUUAGGCAUGUAGGACGUGAAAUCUUUUUUAUCAUCAAGAAUAUCAGUAAUUCAGACGAGGAGGCAUUGGCGAGCGACAGUAGAAGGGUCCAUCACGCCGUCCGGCCUUUCGAAACCCACCAUUUCCGCGCCUUCGACCACACCAACGCCACCGCCGAACAAGUCGAAGAGCCUGAAUCCUACGCCAACGCUACCUGGGAGGACAUCAAUGGUCAGUUCGAUUCCGAAUAGUCUUAAUAGCAGUUCGAAGCUUCAUCUUUGUCUCAAACUAGAAUUACUGGCCCUGAAUGAGUCUGAUUUGAGUUUUUUUUUUCCUCCCAGAGUAUGACGAAAUAAGGUUCACACUAGUUGAAUUGUCAUCUUCGGCAACGUUUCUGACUCAUUUUGCACGAGUAACACCAGUACGAUUCAACACACAAAAACAAUGGACAAUGCGAUGCUGACAGUGUGCACGGACCGCCGUCGUGAGCCGCCGUUUUUGCUCCGAGUUGACCUCAGUGCGUAGUGUGUGAGAGUGGCGGGGAGUGAGUCGGGUUUUGUGAGUGUAUGUGUGUGAUGGAAAAGUCCCGAAAACGGUUUGCCGUUUAGCAGGAAAGCCUCCUCGAGUGGGCUCCAGCCGAGGAAAUAGCGUGCGACAUUCCGACCUUCUUCUCGUUUUUCUCCGUCUUCUUCUUCUCCUUCUUCUCCUCCGGCUUCACCGCCGUCGGGCUCGAGAAGUUGCAAUGUUGGCAAACAGUGCGAGUACGCGUUGUUGUGCGCUUCCGUCACAAAGGGCAAACCGAACGGCGAUCGGCAUGGUCGCGUGGAUCUUGCUUCCAAGCAACAUUCCUUGAUUUUCGAGGAUUUUUGGGCUAAAUGAAGUGAAUGAAAAAGAAAUGGAGAAAAGGUUGAAAAAGGCAGUCGGAGUUAUUCAUUCCGUAUCACUAGGUCUGUCAGUUCAAAUUUUUUGGGGAGAUGUUUUUGAAAUUUCGACUUACCGGCUUUGUUUUCAUGUGAUCACUUGACAGUUUUUCAUCUUUUUUUUGUGUCUUUUUGAUUCUUGGAUAUAAAUUAUUAUAGAACCUCUGAUAUGGAAAAUCUAGGAGAGCGAAUUAGUUUUUAUGAAGAGAAAAAUAGUUCAAGAGCUAUAUCCAAUUAAAAAACUUGCCAUUUUUUAAUUUUAAUUUCUGUUAGUCUACGUAUACUUUUCUCCAGAAGUUUCAUUCAAAUGAGUUCCUAUGUUUUCUACAUUUUUCCUUCUCACAAAAACAGAUAGAACUUUUCUUACACAAACAGUAUCUAUCAAACUGUUUCCCUUUGACAUUUGCCAAAUGCGGCGUGCGAAGUUUUAACGGUGGCCUUCCAUUAGCCGCCCCACUGACGAUGAUUCAAGUGCGGUCAGCGGAAGUCGUCCUCCCACCAUCAACUUCGAAUCUCCAAAUCGGGUCCCGGUCCGAAGUUCUGUAGAGGGAUCUGUACAUUUCCAACUUUCACUCGCAAAAAAUGGAUGAGUUCCAAGAAAAUUCGAGAAGUUUUACAGUGUUGGCGAUCAUAUUGAUAAGGAAUAUCCGGAAUCUAUAUAAAAUGAUCUAGUAUCGGUCGGAAUAUAAUAAUUCAGGAAGCAUCAAAGGACUCUAUUCUAGUUGUGAAGUUUGGUGAACAGGAAUUGGAUUUCUUGAAGCAAUUUACUGUUUUCAAUCUCUCACACGUUUUUUUCAAUCUCUCACACGUUUUUUUCAAUCUCUCACACGUUUACUAUUCCUGAGCGUUUAUUUUCAUCAUUUUUUUAAAAAUAUUUCCCAUAAUUUCUAUCAAAAAGUUGGAUUGGUUCAUUUCCAGAAUAUAUUUCCUGUCUGAGGAACAACUGGGAAGACCGUAAAUUAAGAUGAAGCCGAAAAAAAGUGUUGUUCGCCGUAAUGUCGGCUAUUGAGCCGCGCACGAGUUGUGAUUUAUUCUUUGCGCGAAAAUUCCAGUUGGAUCCUCAUUUUUUCGUUCCAUCUAUAAAACCAAAAGAGUCGAAGGGAUUGAAAAACAGAAAAAUAUCAUGGACAUUUUCAGAUCGAAAAGCACGAUCACGACGAUCGGCCAACUCUUGGGAUCAUUAUGUUGAGGUGAAAAAUCCAAGAAAGAAAUUUUUUCAAAGAAGAUAUGGUUCUAGGUUCUCGUGGUGGCUGACACGAAGAUGUACGAGUAUCACGGGCAUUCUCUCGAGGACUACAUCCUCACACUCUUCUCCACUGUAAGACUUUCCUCCUGAAAACAUUUUUUAGCUCCUACUAAAAAGUGAUUUUCGAGACUCUGUCAAAAAUAUAAAAAUUAAAAUCAGCUCAGAUAAAGUUUUUGCGCUUAAUAUUGACGGAAAAUAUGCUCCAUACCGAACUGUCAAGACUAUGUCCAUUUUCAAGUAUAAUUUUUUAAAAUUCUAUUUUGUGUCCGCUGUGUUCGUUUUUUUAAAGGAGAUUUUUUAUGCCGUAACUUGAAAAAAAAUUUAGUUUUUUGGACCAUCUUAAAUUUGCUUUGUAGGGAAUUUCAAGAAUAACCGGGUUUUGCAGUCUAGUUUUUUAGAAUUACCACAGCAAAGAAAAUUGAGCGAGUCUGUAGAUUUUCAACUAGAAAAACUUUUUUUAAGCUGAUUUCUUUGAGGUUUCUUUCUCUUGUACUCGAUUUCGUAUAAAAAUAUCUUUUCAACACUGAAAUUUGAAAUUAUUUAUUUUAUCUGAGUCUUUCAGGUUGCUUCUAUCUACCGCCAUCAGUCGUUGCGCGCCUCCAUUAAUGUUGUCGUCGUAAAAAUCAUCAUUCUCAAGCAUGAAAAUGUCCGAGAAUCGCUUCAGUCGUUCACGAAAUAGAGUGUUCAGGCGGGUCCCAGAAUCACCAACAACGCGCAGUCGACGCUCCAGGAGUUCUGUCGAUGGCAGCAGCUGUACAACGAUCCCGACGACGACAGCGUCCAGCAUCACGACGUCGCCAUCCUUCUCACGCGUGGAGACAUUUGCAGGUAUGAAUUGAAAUUCGUUAUGAGUAUUUUCGAUAGAAAAAUUUUAGAAAGUUACUGACAACUUUAUUUGCGAAGGGUUUUGCGAUAAAAUAUUUCGAUUUUUUCUUUUUGGCAGUGGAUUAGUACUAUUAAUCAUGGACUUCCGGGUGUUCUUCUCACUGAAAGAAGUAUACCAAGCUCUUUUUUGUUUCUUCUAUCCGUAAAUCGACCAGAAACGAGAUAAUCAUCGAAGAAAAUUAAAGAAAGUCAUGAUUGUCAGUGAAAUUUCCUGUUAAAAUCAUGAAAAAAUAGAUCCGCCGGCAAAUGCGACACCCUGGGACUUGCCGAACUCGGAACCAUGUGCGAUACUCAGAAAAGCUGUGCCAUCAUUGAAGACAACGGCCUCAGCGCUGGAUUUACCAUUGCCCACGAGCUCGGACAUGUGUAAGUUUCAAUCUAAAAUAAAAAGCUCGAAUUUUGAAAUCGAAAAGAAAUUUUUUUAAAUUUCAGCUUUUCUAUCCCCCAUGACGACGAACGCAAGUGUGGCCAGUACAUGCAGCUCAACAAGGUUAUAAAAUUUUUAACUGAUGGGGAAGUUCUAGAAUGAACGAAAAAAUCAAUGAGGGCAAAAAAUGUAGCUAGAUAAACGCGCCUUUUGUCUUGGAUUAUGUACAGAUUUGAAGACGAUUUUUUUAUGCUUUUAAUUUUUCGCAGUUUCAAUUUCUUUGUUAUAUUUCGUUCAAUGAUAGUAGUAGCUGGAUUUUUGCAAAUUCUCUUUAUUAAAUAGGUUUCAAUUCAAUUCAAACACCAGAUUCGAUGUUUCAGAUGAACUACCACAUCAUGGCGCCAACUCUGGAGUACAACACCCAUCCUUGGAGUUGGUCGCAGUGUUCGGCGAACAUGCUGGAGCGCUUCUUGGAGUUGGUCGGAGAGUCUGCGGCUGAGGAGAAAGAUAUUUUCAGCAACCACCGUGGCCAGAUCCAGUGUCUUUUCGACCAGCCCGUGGAGCGGCGUUACUACGACGAGAUGUUCGGAAAGCAAGACGCUCCAGGCCGGAAGUACGACGUCCACCAACAAUGUCGAUUCGUCUUCGGUCCUCAUGCUACCGUCUGCCCUUACAUGGUGACUUUUUUUGAAGAGCGCGGAGCUUAAAGAGAACGAAACAUGUAUAUAAAAGUUACCAAUAGCUAUGUCUGUCGUUUCCUAAUAGAUUUAUUCACAAGAAACUGCUUUUUUUUUACCUCAAGGGCUUUUCUUUAUUUUUUAACUAACCUAUCUCUCUCUUUCUUUUUAUAGUGGGUAUUCAUUUUUCACACAAUUUUCACAAUUUUCUUUUUACAGUCGUAAUCCUUUUUCUCAAAAUAGUUACGAUAAGUUGAGAAAACUUGAUUAAUGAGCGAGGCUCCUUCAGCCAACAUGUCGACGUCUUUGGUGCAGCACGAUUCUCGGAACCACGAUGGGAUGUCGAACCCAGCACAUGCCAUGGGCCGACGGAACUGUCUGCGACGAGUCCAGGAACAUGGUAGACAGAGAAUUCCCCCAGAAGAUCCGAACCCAUCCGUUUUGAGUUCUGCCAUCGUGGUCACUGCGUCAACACGGCUCCAGAACAGAGGCCGAAGACCGAUGGACAGUGGGGAGACUGGCGACCGUGGGGUGACUGCAGCAGAACGUGCGGCGGCGGCGUCCAGAAGGCUCUCCGUGAUUGCGACAAGCCUAGGUAAGCCGUUCAGAAAGUUUGAGAUUUUUAAAAAAAGUUGCGAGUUUAUUCUGAAAUUUUUCACAUUACGUUCUUAUUCCUCUUUGCUUCAGAAAUUGGAACUCAAUCAGGAUUCCAUGAAAAUCUCCCGUUUCACGGCUUUAAACUCAUAGAAAAUCUUCUCACCCAUUGAAAAAAUGAGCAUUCGAAAAUUUGCUUCAAAAAUACGAAAAUAGGACCAACGUGACGAGAUCUGCCUGAAUUAUUUUCUAGUUUGACUUUGUUCUCUGGAACGAAUAAAUCUCAAAACUCUUUGGAAAAAUGAAGACGUUCAGACCGGAGAACGGAGGAAAGUACUGUGUUGGUCAACGGGAGCGCUACCGGUCUUGUAACACGCAGGAGUGUCCUUGGGACACGCCUGGCUUCCGAGAAGUCCAGUGCUCCGAGUUCAACAACAAGGUAGCAUUCAGUCUACGGCUCCGACCUUCAUUCUUCGUCUCCUUCAGGACAUUGGCAUCCACGGAGUGCCGACUCAGAACACCCAAUGGCUUCCGAAGUACGCUGGCGUCGCCGAGAACGAACGUUGCAAGUUGUAUUGCCGUGUUUCUGGAUCCGCCGGAUACUAUCUGCUCAAGGAAAAGGUAAGACCGAAGAAAAAAGGACUGUCAGUUUCUCCUGACUCUGGGUUUAUCAGCCGUGCUAACACGGAUCUUGUAGGAUGUACCCGCCCAAUUAAAACUUUUUGCUUUUUUUUUCCACCGCAGCUGAGGCGCCGUUUUGGCACAGCUGGGUCUCACAUUUUCGAAAUAAACACAGCUGUGUCACCUAUUUCUCCUUGCGCAAGUUUUUUUCAUGUUUAGACACAACUGAGACCCAAAUAGCCUUUAAAAAACACAGGGUAUCGCGACACCUGGCCAGCAGGACAUCUUGUUGCGUAAUAAUUUUUAGACUUGUUGUUCCAUCGCAAUCUUGGAAUGAAAGUUGAAAAAAGAGUUUUCUCAUUCUUCAUUCGAAUAUUCUCUCAUGAAGGAUUUCAAAGACUUAUAAAAAACAUCGGGCAAUUAUUGAAAGAAGAUAAAAAAAAACUCAAAAAAGGCUCGCUUUUAAUCCCAAGCCCAAAUUCGCAACGGCAACAUUGAAUUUUAAUGCUUUUUCAAGUUUUCAAAGUCAACCAGCUCUGUCUCCGGGAUUACAGUACCUUUUCCCGUCAAUUUUUUAUUUACUUCUUAUGAUCUUCUUUGACCUAACAGCUUGGAAAAAAAAAUUCAAAAAUUCAGCCCUAUUAAAGGAUCAUUGUCACGCGCGAAAAAAUUGAUGCGAAUUGUUAGCUGCUCGACUUUUAAAAAUCUGAACAAACUAUUGAAUUUGAAUUCGUUCUGAAGGUCGUUGACGGAACUCCAUGCGACCGGAACGGCGACGACAUCUGCGUGGACGGGACCUGCAUGGCCGCCGGCUGCGACCAUCAUCUCCAGUCGGCCAUCAGACGCGACAAGUGCGGCGUCUGCGGCGGCGACGACACCGGGCUGUCGGAUCGUCAAGGGGACCUUCAACGAGCGCGGCACGUUCGGCUACAACGAAGUGAUGAAGAUCCCGGCCGGAUCCGCCAACAUCGACAUCCGUCAGCACGGCUUCCACAACAAGAAGGACGACGACAACUACCUAUGUAAGAAGAAUUCUCCGAUUUUCAUCACAAAGAAAAAUUAUAGCUCUGCGAUCUUCCAAUGGAGAGUUUCUGCUGAACGGUCACUAUCAAGUGUCGAUGUACCGUCAACAGAUCCCCAUCCAAGACGUCGUGUUGGAAUAUUCUGGAAGUGACCACGCCAUCGAGCGCAUCAACGGCACGGGCCCCAUCAGGUAAAAUAUGAUGUUUUUUCCAGUGAAUUUCUUUCAUAGAAAAAUUUAUUUUUCAUAAAAUCACAUUUAAAAACUAAACUGGAAAUGUGAAAGAUUCCGUUAUCUAACCUUUGACCUCAUACUUUUCAAGAUUUUAUUUUCAAAAAAAUUAAGCUUAUGAAAUUUUCUCAAUGAACUGGUGUCUUUUAGAUAAUUUAUUUGAACGAAAAUAAUAUCUUGGGUAAUAAAAGAGCUAUUUCGAACAUUUUUGUGCGAUUUCUGAUCACUAUUUCAUGUUCUUCUGAAACACGAAAGAAUUAUUGCAGGAAUGACAUCUACGUGCACGUGCUGACGAUCGGCAACAACCCUCCGGACAUCAGCUACGAGUACAUGAUGUCCGUCGAGUCCCCUACCGUCUCCUACGCCUCACUCGCCCGAGCGCCCAACCCAAGCGCGUACUACUGGCGCCUCAGCGACGCCUGGAACGAGUGCGACCGAGUUUGCCAAGGUUCGGCUCCCGAAAAUCGAUUCUUGGCGUCGCUGAUCAGAAACGUAGAACCUUCCGGCUUUUUGAGAUAUCAUUAGCUCUGUGUUCAAUGAAUCAGCAGCUUCUCCGGAAUUCUCCCAAUACCUGAAUUGAUUUGCAGGUCGGCAGACGCAACAGCUCAUUUGCAUGGACGCUUCGACGAAUCGCCAAACCAACGACCGAAAUUGUCGCUCGCGAAGGCCCACGCAGCCCAGUCGCAUGUGUAACAUCGAGUGCACCACUAAGUAGGAUCGUCCUUCUCGAUCUCUUUGAUCUGAACCUUUUGAGAUGGUCGACGGAAGACACGACGAGCUGCUCGGCGAGAUGUGGCUCCGGACAGAAACGGCAAAGAGUCGGAUGCGUCAAGGUCGAAGGCGACAGGCAGAUCCCCACCCUGGAGUCUAACUGCGACCGCGCUAGGUUUGACUAUUUGUCGAGUCGAAUCUAUCUGGUUUAGGCGCAGGCUUGGCCUGCGCGCUAUUUAGGGACAGGAUUUAUUCUAGAUAAAGGCUCUCUGAGGUUUAAAAAGUGAGUGAAAUAAGGAAUCCCGCUCUCUUUUUGUGUUGAAAAAGUUCUCACAAAGUUCUAGUCGAAAAGUAUUAUCUAUACAUAUGGAAGUUGCUUCUUCCAGCCGUCCAUCUGAUGUCGCUGCGUGCUACGUGGACUGUUCUGGACGUCGUUGGACCUACGGAGAAUGGUCGAGUUGCUCGGAGACGUGCGGCACUUCGGGAGUCCAGCGGAGGAACGCCUACUGCACCGAAGGCAACGCUCAUCAUCGCGUGAUCGAGGAGUCGCUCUGCGACCGAGAAACGCGCGAAGUGAUCGAACGCGACUGCGGCCGAGUCCCUUGUCCACGCUGGGUCUACGGUCACUGGUCUGAGGUUUGGGCGUCUGACCCAAGAAAGUGGUGGUGGCGGAAUUUCAUGGAGCUCUGUUUCGGACGGUCUGAUUCUGAAAUCAUCAAAUAAAAGCGCUUGUUUAAAAGUACCUUUGCACAAAGUUCCAUAGAUGUCUGAUACUACCACCUUCUAAAGUUCCCGAAAGAGUUUUUCCAGUUUCAAUCUGAAAGUUGCAGUGUUCGCGAUCCUGCGACGGCGGCGUGAGGAUGCGGCACGCGCAGUGUCUCGACGCGGCCGACCGGGAGACUCAUCACAACCUUUGCGGUCCGAAACACACCCACGAGGCUUGCAACGAGCAUGUCUGCACGUGGUGGUCGUUCGGCACCUGGUCUGACUGUUCUGUGAGCUGCGGCGAGGGAAUCCAACACCGCGCCGCGAACUGCACAGACCGGCAGUCGAGUCGUCUUCCUGAAAGUCAGUUCGAGACUUUCAACUUUUCAACGAGCUUUUAUUUCUUAAAAAUAAAAAUUUCAGAAUAGGGACAUUAUGAUUUCUUAAUAAUCACUCUGAAUACCGUAACAAACUUCAGCUCGCUGCAACAAGCUGGAGAAAAUCGUCACGAAGGCCUGUCAACGAAUUAAUUGUCCGUCCUGGAAGCUUGGCGAAUGGUCUCAGUGCAGCGUAAGUGUGGAGGCGUUGUAUCUGAUCAGAAUUUCCCUCAGGUGACCUGCGACGACGGUUGGUCUCUCCGAAGGGUCUCUUGUGUCGACGGCGCAGGUCGCGACGUCGAACUCUCCAAAUGCGGACCCACAAACGAGCGUCCUGCCAGCCACAAGACUUGCAACCUCGGCUCGUGUCCCUUCUGGAGGACCACCGACUGGGGACCUGUUCGUUUUUCUUUUUUGACAGACCAAAGCACGACUAUAACUUUUUUUCACUGCUUGUUCCGCCAGUGUUUCUCAAAGGUAUGUAUUUCAAGAGACCGUUGGAGACUUUUCAGUGCUCGGUGACGUGUGGAAACGGAAUGAGAGAGCGGACAAGCGAGUGUCUCUACCGCGAGCAGAUCGUCGACUCGUCUUUCUGCGGCGAUGCCAAGAUCCCCGACAGAACUCAGCAGUGCAACCUGAUGCCGUGCACGAGUUGGGAGACGUCGUCGUGGUCGCCGUGUUCAGUGACCUGUGGCACUGGAGAACAGUCCAGAACCGUCCACUGUGUUCGCGGCAACGAGAAAGCCAUGGUUGAAGACUACUACUGUGACAGGGUUUUGUUUUUAAUUUUAAAGUUUUUGAAAGGUCAUAAUAAGUUUUCUAUAAUAGUUUUGAAUGACAUGGUUAGAAAAAAGCGAUUUCAGAAGUUUCAUCUGAACUCCAUAAAAUCCGAACUCAAAUAUUUUAAGGAGAACCGUCCACGCGACCACAAGAUCUGCGAGAAAGACGCCUGUGACUCCCGAAGAAUCGUCUCGCAACUCCAAGCCGACGUCCCACCGAUUCGCUGGGCGACAGGUCCCUGGUCUCCUUGUUCUGCGUCUUGCGGCAACGGAACUCAACGAAGACUGGUCCAACUUUCAUCUGCGUUCUUUUAGUAACCCCUAUUUUUCAGCUCAAAUGCCGAGACCACGUCAGAGACUUGCCUGAGGAGUACUGUUCCCAUCUUGAGCGCGAGCCGGACACUCGCGUCUGUUCCAUCAAGCCUUGCACCUACUGGAAGAGCGGACCCUGGAUGGCUGUAAGUUUGCUCUAGUGCAUCCUGCAUGACGUCACCGGAUAUGUUUUGCACCUUUUCCACCAAGGCAAGUUCAGUGCCCAGCGACCUGCGGCGCACACGUCCAGCAGUCGCGGAGCGUCCUCUGCGUCGGCCACGACGGAAGUCCGGUCAUCGACACGGACUGCGACAUCCAGGAACGGCCGCCAAGUGCCAAGAACUGCCGUCUGGAGGCUUGCCCCCGUGGAGAGGCGCCUCUUGGCAAGUGGCAGGUCGACGAAUGGUCCAAGGUCUCCGCACUUUGCUUUUUUUUGGGUUUCUCUUGCACUGGUGGACAGGCUUCACGAGAAAAGGAUGAAUUUUCACCGGAAAAAUGCUUCUUUUUAUCUACUUCUCUUUUUGAUGAAAUUUUUCUACAUCGGAAAAAAAACUACACUCUUUAGAAGUUUAGAUGAAGAUCUUUUGUAGUAAUGGUCUGCAAACAGUUAUACUUCUAGAAACAUGAAUUGUUCAGUCUCGUCAAUAUGAUACCUUAUACUACGAAGUUUGAAAAAAAUGGUUUUUCUUGGAAUGUCACUACUUUUUCUAUCAAGUUUUCUCUUCUACUUUCCUCUUUUGAAACUUCUACUUUCUACAGCACAUAGCACAUACAUAUUUUUCAAAAAAUUCCAAUCCAACAUAGAGAUUUUGAAGAAAAAAAAAUGAAUUCAAGAUCCAUUUUCUUUUCUCAAAAAGUAUUUUCAAGUGCUCUGCGAGUUGCGGAGGAGGUUGGCGUCGUCGAGGCGUCGUCUGCUCCUUGGCUUCCUGUGACGAAACUCGCAAGCCGCGCAUGUUCGACCGCUGCAACGAGCACGUCUGUCCACCUGUGGGAAAUUCCAGCUGGCAAAUCUCACCUUGGACUCACGUUUGAUCAAAAGAAAAGCUCCGAAAAAUAAAACCUAUUUUCAGUGUUCGGUUUCUUGCGGAGAAGGUGUGCAGCGUCGACGCGUCUGGUGUGAAGACGCAGUAUCAGGCCGCAAGCAGGACGAUCCGGAGUGCGCGGAGAAGAAGCCCUCGGAGCAGAGGGACUGCGACUUGCCGCCGUGUCCCACGAUGACCUCGUCGGACAGCAGCAGAGACGUCUCCUCCAAGACUUCGCAGGCUUCUUCCGUCCCUACGCCAGGACACGCCAUCUGGCAGACGUCGCCGUGGAACUCGGUACGUCGUCAUCGGCCGUCUGCGGCUCGCAACCGCGUCCAUAACUAUUACCGUAGACGCAAGCUCCGCCCACAUUCACGAGCUCCAUCUCGUGCUCCCAAACGCUUAGAUCAUCAGCAUCCUCGAUAUUAUUAUGAGUUGCCGCAGAAAAUAUAAUUUACAGUGACGGUCAAAAACAUAACCCUGAUUUGUCUCAGUUAUCUUUGAGAUUUUGGCAAAGGCCAGAAUCAAAAGUUUGAUUCAGCAGAGAUCAAAUUAGGUCUGUUUUUAACCGUCAUUGCAUAUUAUUUAGACGUUCUAGUAUUUAUUUAAAGGUUUUUGUUAGAGAAAAUUGCCAUAUCGUUUAGGUGUAAUCGCAUUUCGCUUAACAAGAAGCUCUCAUUGCAACUGCCAUAAUUUUAGGCUCAAACAAGGAAAGUCAUAAUUAUUUAAUUUCUUAGAGAAGUCUUUUUAUUCAUUUAAUUAACUGUCACUUCAGUUUCAGCGACAGUUGCAUGCUUACAGGUGCUUUCGCGAAAAAAAGUGCAAUUUUUUUGUUUCAAUUUAAAUGAGUCUCAAAGCUACCAUUCACUUGAAGAGAUAUCUUUCCCGACGUCUUGCACAAACUGGCCAAUCGCUUUCCAAAUCGAUCCACGCGCUUUUUGUACCGUCUUCUUUUGCGUUACUUAAGCAUUUGUUCAUUUUUGUACGCCCCAUUUUCAGUUUGUUUCCCACAAAAGAUUUUCAUUCGAAUCAGUUGAAACAAGCUGAAAGGAGUAUACGGUCCCUUGUCCAAUGUCUCACUUGUCGAUGUCCUUGUCCUCCAAACGACCUGCCGUCUUUAUUGUCCGUCUCAUUUUAUUUCAUUUUCAUGAUGUUUCACCGUAUGUGCUUUGUUUUUCAAUUAGGGCUUUUCACUAUUUUUUUUCAUUUGUUUUUGCAAUCUUCCGGGUAUACUGAAAGAAACAACAAAUUUCUUGAAUUUGUUUUAUUUCACAUGCAACAUGAACAACAUGGGUCAACAAAGAAUAUUGGUGAAGAACACAAAAAACAGUCCACGAACACCUCAUUGAUGAAAAGGAAGAAAAUUUAUGUCAAGAUUUUUUUUUUCGGAUUUUGUGUCUUCUAGCCCUAACACGCUAAUGGGUGUAACACUAUAAAUUAAAUGUCGGAUCCUCACAAUUUUAUGUUGAAUUGAUAAUUGCACGACUUUUUGUUCUGUUAUAUUUUUCAUUAAUUUUCGUGAAAAGCUAUUUUUUGAGUAGAAGUACUCCAACCACACAUUCAUAAUAGUUGGAAGAGCUUCGAAAGCUGAAAAAUCUCUUCUAAAAAUGAUUCGAAUGGUAUGCAGAAGGCUUGUAGAGGGUUUUUCACGACCAGCGAAUGUGCAAAAAGAAAAAAAAGUCUAGACGUUGUAUUUAUAAAUUUUUGUUUCGGGUCAGCGGUGAAUGAAGUAGAGCUUCAAAGAAUCUGAAAGUUUUUGAUGCAUGUUUUUUCCAAGUUUUCUGUCUCCACAGUGGUACUUCACAUGUCGGUCAAAUGUGUCCCUUCUGGAUUUUUCUUAAAGCUUUUUAAAAAAAUAUUUGUUUUAAUGGCGCUAAUUGAAGGAAAAAUGUUUCUAGUCUGUCAAAAAGUCCUUGCUGAGGCCUUUGAAGACACUAAAAUUCAAAAAAAAAGAAAAAAAGAAAAAUUUUAUAAAAUUGAUUCAUCGGCAAUUCCUAUAUCCCAGCAAGGAGUUUUGAAGAGACUAUACAUUUUUUCAAGAUUUUCUAUUACAAAAAUUUUUCUCGAAUUAAAAAAGGGCACUGAGAACGUGAGCAUGUUCAGUGUUCGGCGAAAUGCGGUAGAGGAGUCAAACGGCGAACGAUCGCCUGCGUCGACGUCGCCGCGAAUGAAACGGUCGCCAGCAGUCGCUGCGAUCCGUCGCUUCGUCCGAGGGAGGAAAUCAGAUGCCGCGUGACGCACUGUCCUCGAUGGCGCGGAAUGCCCUGGAGCGCUGUAUGUUUCGUGAUAAAUCUUCUACUUUGUUCAGCAAUCUUGGUUAUAUCUGACUUUAACUCACUAGUAUUUCAGUUAAUUUCGCUUUAAAUGUGUUUCUAUAACAGAGUAACUUCUUCAAACUUUAUAAAAGUUAAAAUGUGAUUCUCAGGGAAAAGUUUUUGAGGAAGAUCGAAAAAAAAACGUCGAGUUUAUUUUGGGAGAUCAGAAAUCAAAAUUAAAUGAACUGAAUGAGAAAUAAAAAAAACUUCAUAAAGAUUUUUUUCUCCGAGGAGUUUCCUGAAUAAGACAUAUGUUCUUGAAGUGCUCGGUGACGUGCGGAGAAGGAAUGCGAACGCGCGAAGUCUUCUGCCAACGUGGACGACGACAAAAAGGUCGGCGACGAGGAAUGUUCGCCGACUCCGAAGCCGAUCCAAGAAGCACGUUGUUUCCCGGCCGCCUGUCCCGCCUACUCCUGGACCACGACUCCGUGGUCGAAGGUCGCCAGAUCCUUUCCACGACUUCUGAAUCCAUCGCUUUCAGUGCAAGGACGACUGCUCCCUCGGAGAACGGCAGACUCGUCGAGUGUACUGCAUGAGCAACACCGGCAAGAGAGCCGCGCCCAGAAUGUGCGAGCCCGAGCCGGCCCCGAGCACCGCCAAACUCUGCGACGUCUCCAAAUGUCCCUACGAAUGGGUUCCUGACUCCUGGAAUACGGUAAGCCAUGUUUCGUUUAGAAAAGCCGUUUGUGCGAAAACUGCCUUACUCUUCAGAAGUCAAAAUAUAAGUUUUCUCCUAAACAGUAACUUCCAUUGAAAUAUUCCAUACAUGGGAAUGAAGACUUUUCAAAUAAUGGGCGAUAUCAGGUCGUUUAUCAUUUCUUUUGUUUUUGGGGAAGAUUAUUAUCAGAUAACUUUAAUAAGAGUUUUGUCAAUUGGCAAAGUGUUACCUGAAUCUCAUGAGAAAUGGAUAUCAAACAACAAAUUUUUGCGCGAAACACCUAUAAAUCUAAGACAUCUCUGCUUCAAUUCACACUAUUCAGUGCUCCAAAACUUGUGGAGUCGGCAUCCAAAUACGGAAUGUGGAGUGUCGUUUGAAACUCAACGAAUCGAUUGGAAUCGAUGAACCGGCGGUGCCCACGGAAAAGUGCGAACCUUUCCCGAAACCCGAAGAAUCUCAGACCUGCCAGCUCAACUCCUGCGAAGCCGAAUUCAAGUGGUAUUUCGGACCGUGGAGUGGCGUGAGUUUCAAUUUCAAACUCUAUUUCCUGAAACAUUUUUGUUUUUUUAUAGUCUAUUCAAACAUUCAGUGUUCUUCUUCUUGCGGGCAAGGCGUACGCCAUCGAAAACUUCGAUGCCAGGAUAGCAAUGGAAAACGCGUGGACCGUCUCAAAUGCGAAGAACUGUUCAGGAAGCCUCGACGGACGCAGUUCUGCUUCGAGAGGAACUGUCAGUAGAUGAUCAGAAGACCUGAAUCCCUACGAGUCGAGUUUCAGGCCUGCCUUCGACGUGCCAGGAGAUGAGGGCGAUGCGCUCGAAACACGAGGAUGGCGACUACACUCUUCUGCUCGACGGAUACCCCAUCACCGUCUACUGCCACAUGAUGAAUGAUACCAUCCCGCGCGCCUACAUCACCCUCAAUCCUGAGACCAACUACGCCGAGAUUUACGGAAAGAAGUGCGACUUUUUCCUGAAAACAGUUGAAGUAAGAGAAAGUUUCAGGCUGAUCUACCCCAGCACCUGUCCUCACAACGGCGAACGCAACGAUUCCUGUCUCUGUUCGGACGACGGCGACUCCAACGCCGGACUCACCACUUUCAGCAAAAUCCGCGUCGAUUUGCCCAAUCGCAAAGUCCAUCGUGAGCUUGACUUUUUCUAAACUUGACAACGAUUGAAGGUAGGGGAAGUAAUGGACGGCAUUUGGAUUUUUGUAAAUAUGUGAAAACAGGUUUUUUUUAAAUGAACAUUUCAAAAGUUAUGCAUUAGCGCAGCCGUUUCGAGGUGUAUAAUUCAAAAAUUGUGUGAAUUUUAUUCAUAUGUCUUUUUAUAUGACGUUUCUCUCGGAAAUAAAAUUCAAAAAGAUUUGAACUUUUUUUCCAGAAAAUUUUUGAAGAAGUUUCUGCAAGCUUAUAAGUAGCAGAAUAAUACCACUUUGUAUGAUUUUAAUUUUUUCUUUUUGAAAAUUGAAUUUUCGUCAUUUAUAACGUCAGGUACGCAAACAGCCGACUUGACGCGAAAAAUUAUUCGAGAGCUCGAAAGUAUAGCCAGCGCUAGUGAUAAUACUCUUUAUAGUGUUUUUCAAUGAUUUUUCUGAUCUCAGUUUUUUUUCAAACUUUUAAAAUUUUUUUAAUAAUUUCACCGACUUUGUGCUAAAAUAAUUUUACUGAUGAUUAAAAGUAGAAAAAUGAAGAAAAAACUAGAAGUUCAAGAGGACUUUUCAGUAACGGACUAUACAUUCGCAACGAAAGUCCACGGCAACUUCGUGCCAUACGCGACCGCCGGAGACUGUUACAGUAUGCGGGAAUGUCCGCAGGUUACAGUUCAUGGAGAUUCGGUGCUUAUACUGACUGAUUCAGGGUCGAUUCUCUUUGGAUUUCCAAGGGACGAGUCUUCGCGUGGUGGACGACCUCAACUGGGAAGACCAAGGCCAUCGGACGGCCUCACGGAUCGACAGAACUCUUGUCAGUUUUCAUAGUACUUAGAAUUAAUCUUUUUCGAACCUUUUUUGGCUUCAAAAAUUGGCGAAAAUGAAAAUUGCCAAAAAGAUCCGAACCCACAUUUUUUGCUUUUUGAACUUCCUAAGCUGAGCAGCUUUUUCAAAGGCUGAUUUCAGAAUAAUGCCAAGAUCGAAGGUCGUUGCGGUGGCUACUGUGGAAAGUGCGCUCCGGAACGGUUCAAAGGCCUGAUAUUCGAGAUCGACCCGCGAGGGAAAAAGAAAUGGGAGCCUGGCGACACACUGUAG